AGAGGUGUGUGUUCCCAUGGAUGAUUCAAGCCUGCCCAGUGUUGAUGUAGACAAAGGCUUUGCCAUUGCCUUUGUUGUUCUCCUGUUUCUCUUCCUAAUAGUGAUGAUUUUUCGGUGUGCCAAGUUGGUGAAGAAUCCCUAUGAGGCCAGCUCUACAGCUACGGAACCAUCUCUGAGCUGAAGUGUGAAAAAACCUGAUAGACUUCCCUUCACAGGAGAUUUGAAAUCUCUUACACAGACAUUUAUGAAACAGACUGUUUAUUACUCAACCUCCUAUUUCUCAGCCUCCUCCCCCUUGCAUUCCAAAAUAGGCACAUGAGGGUGAGUUGAGAAUAAUAAUAGGGAUGAAACACAAGCUAGUGUGUAUCAUUCUAUUCAGGGAAAUAGCUACCAAAGCGGAGCAGAGACAGGUUGAACUUAUCUUUUAAAAUAAAGCCAUGAGGGCCUUCCCCAAUGGCUCAAUGGUAAAGAAUCAGCCUGCUAAUGCAGAAGAGGUGGGUUUGACCCCUGGUCUGUGAAGAUCCCACA
Bubalus bubalis (water buffalo) is the source of this 528-nucleotide messenger RNA. RefSeq names its product cortexin domain containing 2 (gene CTXND2). The transcript has a single exon. The record is from RefSeq and is a predicted model, not a curated record. Bases 17 to 181 code for a protein of 54 amino acids. NCBI's taxonomy places the organism in Eukaryota, Metazoa, Chordata, Mammalia, Artiodactyla, Bovidae.